Messenger RNA from Culicoides brevitarsis, 1346 nucleotides. It is a transcript of the gene eIF2Bbeta, whose product is annotated as translation initiation factor eIF2B subunit beta. Lineage: Eukaryota; Metazoa; Arthropoda; Insecta; Diptera; Ceratopogonidae. Gene Ontology annotation, molecular function: guanyl-nucleotide exchange factor activity; translation initiation factor activity. Gene Ontology annotation, biological process: translational initiation. Gene Ontology annotation, cellular component: eukaryotic translation initiation factor 2B complex. The transcript has 3 exons. Bases 114 to 1172 code for a protein of 352 amino acids. The record is from RefSeq and is a predicted model, not a curated record.
ACUGUCGCUGAUAGAAAAGAAAUACAUAGUAAUUUCAUCAUCAUCAUCUAGAAUUUAAGCAAUUUUGAUUUUCUUCGUGAAUUCUCAACAACUAAGAAGACUUCCAGAACAAAAUGGGAGAACCUGCAGAAGCUGUCUUGAAUCUUAUUCACGAGAUUAAAUUAGGAAAGUUAUCGGCUUCUUACGAAAUAACAGUGAAGAGCAUAGCUUUGUUUAAGGAGAUAAUUCAAGGAUCAGAUUGGAAAACUGCCGAAGACUUGAUGGUAUCCAUCAGACAACAAGCUAGGAUAUUUCAGUCGGCACUUCCGCAGGAGUCGGUUACUGCUAAUGUAGCUCGCCGAAUUCUCCGUAUUAUUCGAGACGAGUACCAUUCGGGUAAUACUGCGACUGUGCAGCAUCAGUACGAUGAUUCACAAGGUUCAUUGUCUUUGCACAAACUUGUGACACAGACAUCUGAGCACGAUAGCAUCAGAGAUUACUCUAAACCACAGCAGGGACUGAAAUCUGCACUACUUGAUCACUUGCAGGAAAUCGAAGUAGAACUAGAAACAAGUACAGACAACUUAUCGGCACAAGCUCCUGAGCACAUUCACUCACAAGAACUGAUAUUGACAUUGGGACACUCCCGAACGGUGGAUCUUUUUUUGAAAAAUGCUGCGAAAGAGCGCAAAUUUGAGGUAGUUGUCGCCGAAUGUGCGCCUAGUUGUCGUGGCCACCAACUGGCUACGUCACUAGCCAAGGCAAAAAUAGAAACGACUGUAAUACCCGAUUCGGCAAUUUUUGCCAUGAUGUCGCGCGUCAACAAAGUUAUCAUAGGAACGCAUGCAGUUUUGGCCAAUGGAGGUCUGAGAGCAGCAGCAGGUGCUUAUACUAUUGCGCUUGCCGCAAAACAUUAUUCCGUUCCUGUCAUCGUCCUUGUGCCAAUGUUUAAGCUGUCCCCUGUACAUUUAUGCAGCUACGAACAAGAUGCAUUUAAUUUGGUAGGAAAUUCCGAAGGUGUGAUCCCAUAUAAUUCAACAGCGGCUAGAUUUAGUAAGGCAUAUAGUCCAGUUUUUGAUUACGUGCCUCCUGAAUUGGUCACACUCUUUAUAUCAAAUGCUGGUGGAAAUGCGCCUUCGUAUGUUUAUCGUCUCUUGAGUGAAUUGUACCAUCCGGAUGAUUAUAUAUUGUAAAAUCAAAAUUAUUUUAACAUUUUAAUAAUGUGAAAACGAAAUGUACAUUUUUUUUUACAAUAUGUAUAAGAAAAAUAUACAAAGUUUUGCAAAAAUAAAUAAAUUUAGUAUCCAAACAGCCCUGAAUUCAGUCUAUGGAGACAUCUCUUAAAAAAAAUUAUUUAAAAAAAUAAU